CUGUGGCAUUCUUCGACAAUUAUUUAAAGUUGUCAAAUUCAAAUUCAAAGGGAUGCGAAGUUUAAAACAUUUUUGCACUAGUAAAUGACUUAAAUAUUGUAAGUGCAGUGGUGAUGACAAGUAUUAUGAAUUUAGUAAAUCAACGUAUAAACAGCUAAAAGAUUAAAUGAGAAAAUGGAUGAACUUAACCUCAAAGUUUGCCAAGAAAUGCGCAGUUUUAUUACAGAGAAACAUAUUCAAAUCUAAUAUGACUGUAUAUAAACUGUAAUAAACUAUAGCACCGAAAACUUCUACAAGUAAAAAAGAUGGCCAAAAUCCUGCUCGGAUUUGGUGCCCUAGUGGUAGUCUACAUAGCGUGGUCAGCUCUCUCUAGUGAAUCUCCUAAACGUCUAGAAAUAGAUCAAAAUGAAUGGUGGGGACCAAACGAACUCAGAGGCAAAGAGGACACCAGUAUAAAACCUUUUAAAGUACAGUUUACUGAUGAGAUGAUUAAAGACCUUAGAAACCGGUUGAAGAAUCAUCGACCGUUCACUCCACCUCUAGAGGGUAUAGCCUUCCAAUAUGGAUUUAAUACCAAAGCAAUAGAACCCUGGAUUAAAUACUGGGCUGAGGAAUAUCCAUUCAAAGAACGGGAGGCAUUCUUCAAUAAGUUCCCGCACUACAAGACUAAUAUCCAGGGUUUGGAUAUACACUUCAUUAGAGCUAAACCACAGGUCCCUUCAAAUGUGGAAAUAAUACCUUUACUAAUAAUGCACGGCUGGCCGGGCUCCGUGCGGGAGUUCUACGAGGCUAUACCCAUACUGACACAACAACAGCCAGGCUAUAACUUCGCAUUUGAAGUGAUUGCCCCUAGCUUGCCUGGAUUCGGUUUCUCAGACGCACCGGUCCGACCUGGGUUAUCAACGACACAGAUGGCGGUGAUUUUCAAGAAAUUAAUGAAGAGACUUGGCUUCGAGAAGUUCUACAUCCAAGGCGGAGACUGGGGCUCCUCCACCGGCGCAGCCAUGUCCACUUUAUACCCUGAAGAUGUACUAGGGUUCCAUACAAAUAUGGCCAUUGCACAAGGUAAACAGGGUGGUUUCAAAACAAUGAUCGGCGCUUUCUUCCCAUCUUUAGUGGUGGAGAGUCACCUCGCAGACAGAAUGUAUCCUUUAUCGGAUUUCUUUGCUUUUAUAAUGGAAGAAUUUGGAUAUUUCCAUCUUCAGGCAACCAAACCUGAUACAGUAGGUGUUGCAUUAACAGAUUCACCUUCCGGUCUUCUCGCGUAUAUUCUGGAGAAGUUUUCCACCAACACCAACCGCGACCACCGCAAGCUGCCCGACGGAGGUCUGGAGAGACGCUUCACGAAGACGCAGCUCAUUGACAACCUGAUGGUCUACUGGGCCACCAACAGGAUCACCACCUCCAUACGGCUGUACGCCGAGGACACCAGCAACAAGAACAGACAACUGGAAAUAGACGAUUACCCAACUCUGGUACCGACAUGGGCUUUCCAAGCGAAAUACGAAGGUGUCUACCAACCUCCAAGUAUUUUGAAGACAAAAUACGAAAAUCUUCUGGGAACCACAGUUUUAGAAGACGGAGGACAUUUCCUGGCGUUCGAAUUACCAGAAAUCUUCGCCAAAGAUGUGAUCAAAGCUGUCAAUGAGUUUAAAAAUUGGCACAAAAGUCAACCGAAGACGGAAUUGUAAAUAAUACAAUAAAGUUAUUUUUUACUAA
This is a messenger RNA of Papilio polytes (common Mormon), 1719 nucleotides long. RefSeq names its product juvenile hormone epoxide hydrolase-like. Bases 306 to 1691 code for a protein of 461 amino acids. Gene Ontology annotation, biological process: epoxide metabolic process. Gene Ontology annotation, molecular function: epoxide hydrolase activity. The record is from RefSeq and is a predicted model, not a curated record. Lineage: Eukaryota; Metazoa; Arthropoda; Insecta; Lepidoptera; Papilionidae. The transcript is spliced from 9 exons.